Molecule: messenger RNA, 1144 nt
Organism: Contarinia nasturtii (swede midge)
Lineage: Eukaryota; Metazoa; Arthropoda; Insecta; Diptera; Cecidomyiidae
Product: zinc finger protein 37A-like
Exons: 2
Coding region: 302-1144 (280 amino acids)
Biological process (GO): regulation of gene expression
Cellular component (GO): nucleus
Source: RefSeq, a predicted model, not a curated record
AGAAUUGAUUUCAGAAUCAGCAUUGAUUGAUCUGACAUUUGAUGAUGCAGAGAGGUCUCAACAGUCAAACAACGUGGAUACUCAAUCGAGUAAACAAAGUGAAACCAAUUCAAAUGGUGCUGAUCAACAGAAUGAAUCGACAUCGAAAGGGAAAUCCAAAACAAAAUGUGAGUUUUGUAAUUAUGUGGCUCCGAAUGUAUCAAAGUUGAUAAGACACAGACGCAUCCACACUGGCGAGAAACCAUUUGAAUGCAACAUUUGUGCGAAAGGAUUUGCUCAAAAGGGUGAUCUGAAGAAGCACAUGAGAACUCACGCAAAACAAUUCCCGUUCCAUUGCUCGAUUUGUCGACAAGGAUUCACAGCGAAGCGAACAAAGGAGACGCACGAGAAAAACUGCAAUCCACGACGAUUUGAAUGUUACUUGUGCAAAUAUGCUACAUUAAACAAAACAGACUUAGUCCGACAUAUGUUCAUUCAUACCGGAGCCAGAUCAUUCCGAUGUUCUCAUUGUGCGAAACGAUUCGCCAAAAAAUCUGAUUUAGAAUCGCACUUAAAACGACUUAAUGGCAAAGCGAAAGCACAAGUUCAAGAACUUUUCACUGUUGAAGAACGGCUGGAGAAUGAGACCAAUUCAAAUGGCACUGAACAACCGAAAGGAUCGAAAUCGGGCGUAAAAUCCAAAACAAAAUGUGAGUUUUGUAAUUAUGUGACCAAAUAUCCGACAGAUCUAAUAAAACACAGACGCAUACACACUGGCAAGAAACCAUUUGAAUGCAAUAUUUGUACGAGGAGAUUAACUACAAAGAUCAAUUUGAAUCAGCACAUGAAAACUCACGCAAAACAAUUCCCAUUCCAUUGCUCGAUUUGUCGACAAGGAUUCACGGUGCAACUGACAAAGAUUGCACACGAGAAAAACUGCAGUCCACAUCUAUUUGAAUGUUACUUGUGCAAAUAUGACACCAUACUUAAAGGGAGUUUAGUCAGACAUAUGCGUAAGCAUACCGUAUCAUUCCGUUGCUCUCAUUGUUCGAAAUUAUUCACCACAAAAUCUACUUUAAAAUCACACCUAAGACGACUUAAUAACGAAAUGAAGUUACAGAAUAAAAAGCUUUUCACUAUCGAAGAAUGUCUAGAGAAAAUUUAA